Lucilia sericata (common green bottle fly) is the source of this 1357-nucleotide messenger RNA. RefSeq names its product glutaminyl-peptide cyclotransferase-like. The record is from RefSeq and is a predicted model, not a curated record. NCBI's taxonomy places the organism in Eukaryota, Metazoa, Arthropoda, Insecta, Diptera, Calliphoridae. The coding region runs from base 190 to 1215 and encodes 341 amino acids. Gene Ontology annotation, molecular function: glutaminyl-peptide cyclotransferase activity; zinc ion binding. The transcript is spliced from 6 exons.
GCAGCAGCAGCCAUUGUGGCUUGAUUAUGGAAUUAAAAAAACCAAACAAUUUAGUUGUCAAUUGAGUCUUGAUUAAACAAACGGUGGCGAAAGAGCCAACGUUAAAAUAAUAGUGGUUUAACAAAAAAUAACCGUAUUAAACAAAAGAGAACAACGCCGUCAAGACGAUAAAUAAAACUUGUAUAGUUAAUGUUAUUACGUGUUUUUGUUGAACUUUUAUUUAAAAUGUUUAAACAUAAAAUUGUGGGUUUUUUUGUUUUAUUCUCCUUUAUAUCAUUGGGUAGUUUACAAGUUCAACAAUCAUUAUGGCCCGAUGAUAACAGUCAUUUUAAUAAAACGUUGGCAAAUAUAAUGCAACCCCGAGUUGUGGGAUCUGCAGGUCAUACAAAAGUACGCAACUUUAUAAUAAGAGAAUUACAAUCGUUGGGUUUUAACACGGAAGUUGAUGAAUUCUCCGAAAAAGUGCCCAUAUUUGGCAAUGUUACUUUUGCCACCGUUGUUGGUGUUCUAAAUCCAGAUGCCAGCGACUUUUUAGCAUUGUCCUGCCACUACGAUAGUAAAUAUUUUCCAAAUGACCCAGGAUUUGUAGGUGCCAUCGACUCCGCAGUACCAUGUGCCACUCUGCUUAACACUGCUAAAACUCUACACCCAUAUUUGCAGCAAAAUAAUGGUCGUAAAGAUCUAGGAUUAAUGUUAAUAUUUUUUGAUGGCGAAGAAGCUUUUAAAGAGUGGACUAAUACAGAUUCUCUAUACGGCUCUCGGCAUUUAGCCAGAAAGCUUUCAAAUUCUAAACCUAAAACUUCACCAAAAAUACGCCACAUUGAUAGAAUUGAAGUUUUAGUUCUUCUUGAUUUAAUUGGUGCUGCCAACCCUAAAUUCUCUAGUUUUUACGCCAACACCCAGGGUUUGCAUAGUAGUCUCUGUGAUAUUGAACGGGAUUUGAUGAAGCAAAAACUUUUAGAGGGUCAUAAUCUAAUGUUCUUAAAUCGCCAGGCUCAAGGUUUUGUAGACGAUGAUCAUCGUCCAUUUUUACAAGAAAAUGUUCCUAUAUUGCAUGUAAUACCAACACCAUUCCCUCCUCAAUGGCAUACGCCUAAUGAUAAUGCGCAAAAUUUACAUUGGCCCACCAUUAGAAAUUUUAAUCGAAUCUUUCGCACUUUCGUCUACGAGUAUUUGCAACGCCAUCGGGAAAGAGUUAAUCUAAGAUAUUUCUAAAUAUGUGUAUACCUAUGUAUUCACUUGCAUUUGGAUUGUUUAUCAGCUUGUAAAUUUUUAAAUGUAAAUGUUUGUAAAUUUUGUUUUUAGAAAAAUGUUUUAUUUUUAUUAAUUAAAACUAAUGUAAAGAAGCAUGUUACUA